UGCAGCGCGAGGGACCGAGAGGCAGAGCGCCCAGAGAGGACCAGACCGCCAGGUCGCCCGCAUCCCCCGUGCAGCAGAAGAGAGGAAGCGUGGCCCAGCCCUGCUCCUUAGCGUUAGCCUGGUCACCCGCCACAGCUCCCUGAGCCUCAGAGACCGAGCACCUGUCCUCCGCCUCGGCCUCAGCUGAGCCCCCCUCCGCCGGAGCACUCGCGACCCCUGCAGCCGAAGAAGUGCCCCAGCCUCACGCCGGCGACCACCAUGGCGGAGACCAACAACGAAUGUAGCAUCAAGGUGCUCUGCCGAUUUCGGCCCCUGAACCAGGCCGAGAUUCUGCGGGGGGACAAGUUCAUCCCCAUUUUCCAAGGGGACGACAGCGUCGUUAUUGGGGGGAAGCCGUACGUCUUUGACCGUGUGUUCCCCCCAAACACGACUCAGGAGCAAGUUUAUCAUGCAUGUGCCAUGCAGAUUGUCAAAGAUGUCCUUGCUGGCUACAAUGGCACCAUUUUUGCUUAUGGACAGACAUCCUCAGGGAAAACACAUACUAUGGAGGGAAAGCUGCAUGACCCCCAGCUGAUGGGGAUCAUUCCUCGAAUUGCCCGAGACAUCUUCAACCACAUCUACUCCAUGGACGAGAACCUUGAGUUCCACAUCAAGGUGUCUUACUUUGAGAUUUACCUGGACAAAAUUCGUGACCUUCUGGAUGUGACCAAGACAAAUCUGUCUGUGCACGAGGACAAGAACCGGGUGCCGUUUGUCAAGGGUUGUACCGAACGCUUUGUGUCCAGCCCAGAGGAGAUUUUAGAUGUGAUUGAUGAAGGGAAAUCAAAUCGUCAUGUGGCUGUCACUAACAUGAAUGAACACAGCUCUCGAAGCCAUAGCAUCUUCCUCAUCAACAUCAAGCAGGAGAAUAUGGAGACUGAGCAGAAGCUCAGCGGGAAGCUGUAUCUCGUGGACCUGGCAGGGAGCGAGAAGGUCAGCAAGACUGGAGCUGAGGGAGCCGUGCUGGACGAGGCCAAGAAUAUCAACAAGUCGCUGUCAGCCCUGGGGAAUGUGAUCUCGGCGCUGGCGGAGGGCACUAAAAGCUAUGUUCCAUAUCGCGACAGCAAAAUGACACGAAUUCUCCAGGACUCCUUGGGAGGAAACUGCCGGACAACUAUGUUCAUCUGCUGCUCACCGUCCAGCUACAACGAUGCGGAGACCAAGUCCACCCUGAUGUUCGGGCAGCGGGCAAAGACCAUUAAGAACACUGCUUCAGUGAACCUGGAGUUGACCGCCGAGCAGUGGAAGAAGAAAUAUGAGAAGGAGAAGGAGAAGACAAAGGCUCAGAAAGAGACGAUUGCAAAGCUGGAGGCUGAGCUGAGCCGGUGGCGCAAUGGAGAGAACGUGCCUGAGACGGAGCGCUUGGCUGGGGAGGAUGCCGCGCUGGGCGCUGAGCUCUGUGAAGAGACCCCCGUGAAUGACAACUCAUCCAUCGUGGUGCGCAUCGCCCCUGAGGAGCGGCAGAAGUACGAGGAAGAGAUCCGCCGCCUCUACAAGCAGCUGGAUGACAAGGAUGAUGAGAUCAACCAACAGAGCCAACUCAUAGAGAAGCUCAAGCAGCAAAUGCUGGACCAAGAAGAGCUGCUGGUGUCCACUCGAGGAGACAAUGAGAAGGUCCAGCGGGAGCUGAGCCACCUGCAGUCAGAGAACGAUGCUGCGAAGGAUGAGGUGAAGGAAGUACUGCAGGCACUGGAGGAGCUGGCCAUGAACUAUGACCAGAAGUCCCAGGAGGUGGAGGAGAAGAGCCAACAGAACCAGCUUCUGGUGGAUGAGCUGUCUCAGAAGGUGGCCACCAUGCUGUCCCUGGAGUCUGAAUUGCAGCGGCUACAGGAGGUCAGUGGACACCAACGAAAACGAAUUGCUGAGGUGCUGAACGGGCUGAUGAAGGACCUGAGUGAGUUCAGCGUCAUCGUGGGCAACGGGGAGAUUAAGCUGCCAGUGGAGAUCAGUGGGGCCAUCGAGGAGGAGUUCACUGUGGCCCGACUCUAUAUCAGCAAAAUCAAAUCCGAAGUCAAGUCUGUGGUCAAACGGUGCCGGCAGCUAGAGAACCUCCAGGUCGAGUGUCACCGCAAGAUGGAAGUGACUGGGCGGGAGCUCUCAUCCUGCCAGCUCCUUAUCUCCCAGCACGAGGCCAAGAUCCGCUCUCUCACGGAAUACAUGCAGAGUGUGGAGCUCAAGAAGCGGCACCUGGAAGAGUCCUAUGACUCCCUGAGUGACGAGCUGGCCAAGCUCCAGGCCCAGGAGACUGUGAAUGAAGUGGCCCUGAAGGACAAGGAGCCAGACACACAGGACGCAGAUGAGGCGAAGAAGGCCCUGGAGCUGCAGAUGGAGAGCCACCGGGAGGCCCAUCACCGGCAGCUGGCCCGGCUCCGGGACGAGAUCAAUGAGAAGCAGAAGACCAUCGAUGAGCUCAAAGACCUAAAUCAGAAGCUUCAGUUAGAGCUGGAGAAGCUUCAGGCUGACUAUGAGAAGCUGAAGAAUGAAGAACACGAGAAAAGCACCAAACUCCAGGAGCUGACAUUUCUGUACGAGCGACACGAGCAGUCCAAACAGGACCUCAAGGGUCUGGAGGAGACAGUUGCCCGGGAACUCCAGACCCUCCACAAUCUUCGCAAGCUGUUCGUUCAAGACGUCACGACUCGAGUCAAGAAAAGUGCAGAAAUGGAGCCCGAGGACAGUGGGGGGAUUCACUCCCAAAAACAGAAGAUUUCCUUUCUUGAGAACAACCUGGAACAGCUUACAAAGGUUCACAAACAGCUGGUACGUGACAAUGCAGAUCUGCGUUGUGAGCUUCCUAAAUUGGAAAAACGACUUAGGGCUACGGCUGAGAGAGUUAAGGCCCUGGAGGGUGCACUGAAGGAGGCCAAGGAGGGCGCCAUGAAGGACAAGCGCCGGUACCAGCAGGAGGUGGACCGCAUCAAGGAGGCCGUUCGGUACAAGAGCUCCGGCAAGCGGGGUCAUUCUGCCCAGAUUGCCAAACCUGUCCGGCCUGGCCACUACCCAGCAUCUUCUCCCACCAACCCCUACGGCACCCGGAGCCCUGAGUGCAUCAGUUACACUAACAGCCUCUUCCAGAACUACCAGAAUCUGUACCUGCAGGCCGCACCCAGCUCCACCUCAGAUAUGUACUUUGCAAACUCCUGUAGCAGCAGUGGGGCCACAUCUUCUGGCGGCCCCUUGACUUCCUACCAGAAGGUCAACAUGGAUAAUGGAAACACCACAGAUAUUAAUGACAAUAGGAGUGACCUGCCAUGCGGCUAUGAGGCUGAGGACCAGGCCAAGCUGUUCCCUCUCCACCAAGAGACGGCAGCCAGCUAAUCUCCCACAUGGACUGCUGCGUACCUGCACUUUCAGGUAGUUUCAGGCCCCUUCUCUGACCAGCCUCGGGUUGCCUCCUUUCUUGCCCACAGCUUCUGUUUCUCUCGCUUUUUAAAAUCAUCUCAAAUUUUUUACUAUAUAGUUGUCCCUCAACUCCUGCUGUCCCUUCCCCGGGGGGUUCCAUCAGAGCCACCCCAUGUCCUUUGCACGCUGGCUUCCCCUCCCCCCUUAGCUUGACCACAGUGGUAGUCACAGUACUGCCUUUGGCCACUAGGGGUCACUGCAACAUGUCAAAAGACGUGGGCAAGGGCAGGGUCCAUCUAGAGCCCCAAACACAGAUCACAGCAGGAUGUAGGAGCUAUUAGGAGACCUUGGGAGAUCGUCUCAACCCUCCCUCUGCCUCCACCCUAAAAUGAUUUUGGAUGGCAAGUACUUUCUGAAUUAAGACAUCUCCAGUAAAGGUGAUGUUUGACUUACUCCUACCCCUGUGUCCUAUAUUCCUCAUGUCUGUAUGUCACCAAUCAGCAUUAGAAAAUGCCCCAGGAAGUCUAACUUUUUGUCCCUCUAACUGCAGGGUCAGCACUCCCCUCCCAUCUUGCCAGUGGAGGUAGAAAAGAGCUGUGUGCCCACCUCCAAGCCCCCUUCUCUGCCUCUGUCCCAGGUCCUAUCCCCCGUCCUCUGUGCUCUCCCUGCAGUGUAGAUACCUUCCUUCCUGGUUCUCCUGUGUCACCAGGCUUCUCACCAGGGUUGCUUUAGGGCUCAGAAUCCCAGAAUCCUGGGCAAUGGGAUCCUGUUUAUUGUCCACUGUGGAUCCUUGGCGAAUGAGAAACAAGAGAACACAGCCAGUCUCCCCCUGGGCUGCAUCCCAAGCCCAGCCCUCUCCAGGGGUUUCCCAGAAUAAUAGGCCAGGCACACAUGGGCAGAAAGGCAUGAGAAGCAAUCAGUAGGAGUGGGGGAGGAAGAGUUCAGGAAGGCCUGGGGGUGGAGGAGCAGGGGCUGGGAGGGUGGCGUCUGGUUUUGGGUAUCAAAGGGACAAGACUGUAAGCCGAAGUUGGUACAGAUGCCACACUGUUCCCGUUCAGCAGCUGGGCUGCAAGGUGGUUCCUCACAAUGUCUUUCUCUUUCUUCCCCAGUUUCUAAGAGGGACUGAGGCCUCUUCUCUCAGCAUGCUGCAAACCUGUGGUCUCUGAUACUAACUCCCUCCUCAACCCUUGUUGUUUGACUGUACUAUGUUUGAUGUCUUCUCUUACUCUGUAUCUCUUUGUACUCUGUAUCUAUAUAUCAAAAGCUGCUGCUA
Phacochoerus africanus (Common warthog) is the source of this 4654-nucleotide messenger RNA. RefSeq names its product kinesin family member 5A (gene KIF5A). The transcript is spliced from 28 exons. NCBI's taxonomy places the organism in Eukaryota, Metazoa, Chordata, Mammalia, Artiodactyla, Suidae. Gene Ontology annotation, molecular function: microtubule motor activity; ATP binding; microtubule binding. Gene Ontology annotation, biological process: microtubule-based movement. The coding region runs from base 259 to 3357 and encodes 1032 amino acids. The record is from RefSeq and is a predicted model, not a curated record.